Neurospora hispaniola is the source of this 2852-nucleotide messenger RNA. Its product is annotated as heterokaryon incompatibility protein-domain-containing protein. Bases 297 to 2519 code for a protein of 740 amino acids. The transcript has a single exon. The record is from RefSeq and is a predicted model, not a curated record. Lineage: Eukaryota; Fungi; Ascomycota; Sordariomycetes; Sordariales; Sordariaceae.
CCCAAUGAGCUGGAAGUGGGUAUUUUUGAGGCUCAGCUGCGCCACGGCUUUAGUUGGGGCUGAUCUUUUAACUUGCCUAACUUGUGAGUGUGUCACAGCGGGGUCCCACGGGAUUUUGUGCUGUUGGCGUGGAUAUAAGUAAGGUUGGGCCGAGUCAUCCCCAAUCUUCUCCUUCAAAGCCUCACAGUCACCCAGGACUUUGAGGUUGCAUUGGGCUCUUCAAUGAGCCUCUUCAAGCCGCAGCUGUUUCUGUCACACAACUCGCAUACCGCUCAAAUUUUGUCUGAACCACAACGAUGCCACUUACCUACACGCCGAGGGACCGCGACUAUAUCCCUCCACCAGGUCAAGAGGUCGCCCGACUCGAGACUCACCAUGAUGAUCUUUUCCAAACAACAGACACACCACGCCGAGCAUGGAAUCGGCCGCUAGACCUUCCACCGGAAGAUGCGACCCUUGGUCUCUGCGCCCGGCACCGUCUCAUGGACCUCAGACGCGCCGAUUUUGGACCUCGGCCAUUUACCCAGCAACUUCCUCCAGAAUGGCAUCUCGGGACCUAUGAUGAGGUAGCGGCACGGCGAUCGUGGUGCAAGUUGUGUCAGCUGAUUGCUGAAGUUUGCAAAGAUAUCGCUUGGACAGAUCAGGCUGAUAUAGUCAUGAGCUGGGUCGGAGACGUGCGGUGGAAGAAGAAAGCUUCGCCCAAUCAUGACCUGUCUGACGGAGUAGGGGGCAUGGAGACGUGGGAAACAUUGAGGCUCACGGUUCGGUCGAUUAUGAUCGGAAGAGCGCCGGCAUUUACACCUUUCGACCUCGUGCCGAUUGGCAAAAAGGGGGAACUAUUCCAAGGGAGACUUCUCAACCAAGGUCAGAUCGAUGUAGAUCUUGUCAGGACCUGGCUGAAAUCUUGCAGGGAAUGGCAUGGAGCGGAGUGCUCCCACUGGAUGAGACAGCAGAGUGCAUUACCCACAUUCUUCCCAUUUAUCCGACUCAUUGACCUCGAGGAGAAGUGCUUGGUCGAAAGAAACGAUCUUGUACCGUACGUGGCACUGAGCUACGUCUGGGGUCGGGUGAAAGUCUUCAAGACCUGUGAAAAAGAUAUCGACAAGCUGAGGCUUCCUGGUGGGAUAGAGAGAAACAAGUCAUUGUUCCCGCGCUCGAUAAGGGACGCAAUGACGCUGGCGCAAAGAAUUGGAUAUCGUUACAUCUGGAUCGACUCCAUCUGCAUCAUCCAGGACGAUGACACCGACACCUACAAGAACCUUGAUAAAAGGUACCAAAUAGGGCAGAUGGGAAAGAUCUACCAAUACGCGGACCUUAGCGUAGUGGCUGCCAGUGGAGAGGAUGCGAACGCUGGUCUGCCUGGGGUAGAGGCUGGGACGCGGGAAGCCAGACAGAAAGAAGUCAAGAUAUCACAAGACCUUGGCAUUGUGAAUCGCUCUGUUGCCUGGCCGGAUGCGCUGCUUAAAACAACAUGGGAGGAAAGAGGAUGGACGUACCAGGAGCGCAUUCUGUCCCUGCGCUACAUGUACUUUGUCGAUGACACGGUACACUUCCAGUGUCAACAAGCCACUUGGAGUGAAGACUUUGCGGCCGAGUGUCGGGACCUGGACUUGACCGCCGCUGACCAGGUGGUAAACUUCAGUAUUGUUCCCAGUGAAGUUCCUCCCACGGUUGCGUUGCGGCCUAAUUUGAAGUUCCAGCACAAGCGAUAUCCCGAGCUGGUAGGGCAGUACACAUGUCGCAAUAUGACAUUCAUAACCGACCGUGUGAAUGGAAUCCAGGGUAUCUUGAACGUGAUCAAAGAUCAUUUCUCUUCUCAGAAUGUCGAGUUUGUGCACGGGAUGCCCACGGGUGAGCUCCUGCAUCCGGGGCUUCUUUGGCGACCACGACGGGAGCCGAAGAGAAUCCAUGUGGAUGAGAAGACAGAAAGACCCCUGUGGCCAAGUUGGGCAUGGGCCGGGUGGACAAUACCAGUCUACUACGACUCUGGUGCUGACUUUUCGGCCAACAGCACUGGUCGAUAUCAAACAGAAAUCAGCCUUGGCCUGGACCCCUACUUUUUACACCUGAAAGCUCGCCUCGCCCGGUUUAGACUCAUGAUUGAGGACCGAGGCAAUGAGGAUGCGGUCCCCGCACUACCUCGGGUCCGGCCAACACGGUUGACGCGGUAUGCCAUCACAUAUGUGACGAAUCCUGAGGGAGGUGAUCACGAGUGGAUUGGAUCAAUAUGGUUGUCAUGGUCCCACCGGAAAAAGUUUGUUGAACAACGGUUGAGUCUUGUUUCAAAGGUUACACACGAGUUCAUCCUUCUUUCGGACGCAGACGGGUUCGAGCAAGAGGAACUGGUACAAGCUGCAACAGCCGAAAAGAGAGCCGUGGUCAACGUCAUGAUGAUCGAACGGAGGGAUGAUCCAGGGACAGAUGGUCGGGUUCGUAUUGAGCGUGCGGGUGUGGGUCGAAUGUACAGAGACGCUUGGGAUCGAGUUGAAGAGAAGUGGGAGAGGUUUGAGUUGGGUUAAGAGGGAGGGAUGAGGCCGGUUGACGAGGGGGUCACCUGGUCGGGCAUCCUCAAUAUUGGCGUCGCGACCCAGAACUGUGUGCCUGAACUUUGUUGUAUGUAAUCGAUGGUCCGAUUCUUUGAGGAAAGGGGGAAGAUGAACUGAGUUCUAUGAGUAUAUUCCAUACUAGAGAACAAGGAGAGUGAAGUGAAGGUGAGCCUUUGAGGUUGUAAAGUUGAAGAAACUGAACGGAUGAAGAACAGUUGAGCUUCACCAAACUGUGGCUCAGGUGUCAGUGCUCCACUAACAGUGUGUGGCUCGGCGCCCAAAACCAAUUAACCAGCCACACGAGGG